AUGUACACGAUGGGGCAGAGUGCGGGGGCCGAUGACGCUGACCCGUCGACGGUUCAGGACUUCCCGCACUACCUCCUUCGGUCGAUUCAAGAGAACGCCCCUGCGUCGUUCCCUCGCGGCGCGUCCACCGCGCAGCUCCAGGCGCUGUUUCAAGAGCAGGCGGCGCGGUACAUUACGCUCCACCGCCAGAUUUUAGGAUCGUACGAGUACGGCCUCCCGCCGCAGCCCAAGGACUGGCGCCUCCUCGACAUGACCGCCAUGGACUUUAUCAAGGCCAACAACUUGACCGCCCUCACUGGGAUGUUUCGCUUCUCGCAGCAGCAACAAGGCUACGGCGUGUUGGAAAACAUCCCGGCGUUCUACUUUCUGUGGUGGUCCCAUCCGCAGGCAGUGUCCAAGAUCAUGUCAGCUCAAAUCGCUCACGCCCCUUGUGCGUACCAGUUUUCCAAGGGUUUCCAGAGCAUCUGGCACGCUAUCUCGCGAGCCCAUCGCCCCGCGAUGGAGGUCGUGUAUGGCGCCAAAGCCACCCGCAUCACUCGCGGCCUGGACGGCGUGUCCAAGCCAACCGUAACGUACAAGCAGGGUGGGCGACUCGUCCAGAUCGAGUGCGACCACGUUGUGAUGGCCAUCGAUUUGAGCCUGCAUGCGUCGUUGAUCGCAGACCUGACGGCGGAAGAACGCGCGAUCUUGAUCGGGACGUACACGGCGUCGGCGUUUGUCACGUCCGUGUUCGACUCGGAGCCGUCGCCAGUGGAAACCGCCGCCCAGAUCUGGCACUACCGCAUGACCCAAGGCGGCCGCCUCAGCGCACUUCGCAACUCGAAACUCACGCUGCAGUACCGAAGCUCUACCAACUGGGGCGACUUGAUCCGCGGGCGCCAGACCCGCGUCGCGUAUCAGUACUACGACCAACCUCUUGCUCAAGUCGCGCAAACCGACGCGAUGACGCUGCUGCUAAAUGACCUGGCGAUGGCCGGCAUGCGCGACGUCGCAUUGAGGGAAGUGCGCUCGUUCAACUACUUUCCACGGUUCACCCAGGAAGGGCUCAAGAGGGUUCGACCGCAAGACGACGUGGAUUGGCAGCAGCGUGUGCUUUGA
Molecule: messenger RNA, 1098 nt
Organism: Aphanomyces invadans
Lineage: Eukaryota; Oomycota; Saprolegniomycetes; Saprolegniales; Verrucalvaceae
Exons: 2
Coding region: 1-1098 (365 amino acids)
Molecular function (GO): oxidoreductase activity
Source: RefSeq, a predicted model, not a curated record